AUGUCGCCCACUUCGGAAUACCCAAAGCAUCCAUACAACCUUCAGCACACUGUGUCGAUGCUAAACCUACAUGAGGAACCAACAUGGCACUUCAACCGAGGACCCCCAUCUCCUACUGCUUCUUCAGUUUCUUCUACUACCAGUCGAAGUACAACCCCAACUAUCUCGAACAAUAAUCCAUGGUCUACGGUUAUGGCAAGCCCGUCUUCAAACUCUACCAAUUCAACACACUCCUCCCCUAGAGACAGCCCGAACCGAACCCCGCAGUACACGAGUCGAUCUGCCACUCCGGUUGCCCCUCAACCCCUGCGGCCUAUUCCUCAGUCGACAGGAUUCGUCCCAAUAAAUCCCCCACCACUAUCAUCUGGAGAUGCUUUCAGAGGGUCCGAGUAUCCAGGGUCGCCUGUUCCAAACUUUCCUGGGUCACCAAACCCAUAUCGACAGCAACCAAUCACUUUACCUCCAUUGGCUAAUGGGUUUGUCACACCUGCUGUGCUUUCUCAGUGUCAGUCAGGCUUCUUCUACGAGUUGUCUCGUCGACAAGGGUGGGCAGCCCAGUCAGCCCGAAAUGCAUUUCUUUGGUCUCUCUCCAAUCCCCGAACGUCCCUUCUACUACUGCUUUGUGACGAUGUUGCCUCAUGGCCCAAGGCAAUGUUCUGGGAUUUAAAGGACGAGAAUCUGCCUUUCAGCGAGCCUGACCUGCAAAAGAUCGUGGCGAACCCUAGAAAGGUAGUUGACAUGCAGUGGCGGGUUACUGCCAAGGAACUUCCAUUGAAUGGGUUUCAUGUCGAGUUUACGGCCCGUGAGACAGUACCCUUGCAACAACUUAGUCUCAUUAGAACAUCUAGUCCAGACAGAAGUACCGAUCGAGUUCGAUUAUUGGGCGAUGGUGAUGAACGUAUCCUCAUCCGUAAACGCUUUGUUCUCACCCGCGCUACCCAAAAGGCUACCCUCCUCAAACAGAUACAUGAUUUCAAGCAGUUGGAUCACAAGAAUAUUGCCAAAAUACUGUGCUCAUACUCGCAGCUGAGCCAUGUUGGGAUCGUUACUGCCCCAGCCCAUUACACUUUGGACGACUAUCUUUGCCUCCCUGGGGAUGCUAAUCAUUCCCGGAUGCUUUUGGACUGGAUGAACGAUCUUGCCCAAGCGUUGGAGUUUUUACACUCACAGUCGAUAUGCCAUCGCAGUAUCCGGCCCCGGAAGAUUUUGGUUGAGGGAUCUCGGAUUUACCUCGCUCCUUUUGGCAUCGGGCAAAGCAGUGAGAAUUUCAGCCCCACAACAAUCAAGGCUCAACGGCCAGAUCAGCUAAACGCCUACUUCCAGGAUCAGUCGUACAUCUUCGCAGCUCCGGAACUCAUCGUACCUCGUGGGAAGAAACCGGGCAAGCCGGCCGAUGUUUUUGCUCUGGGUUGUGUCUUUCUGUGCAUGAUGACGGUCGUGCAAAACCUGUCUCUGUCAGCAUUCACGCAAUAUCGUGCCGGAUCAUCUCACGACGCUUCGUUCCAUGCUAAUCCUGAACGAGUCGUAAGUUGGCGUGCUCGUCUCUCCGCCGCGGCGAAUUCGGUGCGGAAUGGAGUCAGCAGUGGAGGAAGGAAAGAACGGCAACUCAAAUCAGAAGCCUUUUUGCUCAGUGCUAUCGAGAAAAUGAUCCCAGCGGAUCCUAAUGAGAGAUUUAAGAUGAGGAGGCUGGCUACAUACUUGGCUAAGUGGGGGGAUGGGAAGACGUCCGGGAAUCGGAGGCGAAGUUUGGACGGUGGAGGAUACAGUGGACAGGUUGCUGCAACCCUGGGGGUUACCGCUAAUGGUGUGAAUAUUAGUAAAGGAGUACAAGGAGGAAACGGCAUUCCGAACGGCGUUCAGCAGAAACCGGAGUUAAACAUUUUUGGGGAGUAUUUCCAGCAGCAACAACGGGCGUACGAACAGCCACAUCCCACAUGGGGAAGAAACUGA
Molecule: messenger RNA, 1950 nt
Organism: Lindgomyces ingoldianus
Lineage: Eukaryota; Fungi; Ascomycota; Dothideomycetes; Pleosporales; Lindgomycetaceae
Product: kinase-like protein
Exons: 1
Coding region: 1-1950 (649 amino acids)
Biological process (GO): protein phosphorylation; IRE1-mediated unfolded protein response; intrinsic apoptotic signaling pathway in response to endoplasmic reticulum stress
Cellular component (GO): IRE1-TRAF2-ASK1 complex
Molecular function (GO): RNA endonuclease activity; ATP binding; protein serine/threonine kinase activity
Source: RefSeq, a predicted model, not a curated record